This is a messenger RNA of Pelobates fuscus (common spadefoot toad), 951 nucleotides long. RefSeq names its product reactive intermediate imine deaminase A homolog (gene RIDA). The record is from RefSeq and is a predicted model, not a curated record. Gene Ontology annotation, cellular component: mitochondrion; cytosol. Gene Ontology annotation, molecular function: deaminase activity. Bases 82 to 501 code for a protein of 139 amino acids. The transcript is spliced from 6 exons. NCBI's taxonomy places the organism in Eukaryota, Metazoa, Chordata, Amphibia, Anura, Pelobatidae.
CAUGCGCAGUGGGUGUACCUGCCACCCUAGCAGCCAGGGGGCACAGUGUGAUCUGCAGAGCAAGGUCCUCAUUCAGGAGACAUGGCUGGAAUCAUCAGGAGGAUCAUUACCACCAGCAAGGCUCCAGGUGCCAUAGGACCUUACAGCCAAGCUGUGGUGGUGGAUAAAACCAUGUACGUGUCUGGCCAGAUUGGCAUGGACCCUUUGAGCGGACAAGUUGUGGCUGGAGGAGUUAAGCCUGAAGCAAAGCAGGCUUUGGUGAAUAUGGGAGAAAUUUUAAGAGCAGCGGGAUGCGACUAUUCUAAUGUUGUAAAAACCACGGUUCUGUUGGCAGACAUGAACGACUUUAAUGAUGUUAAUGAAAUUUACAAACAAUUUUUCCAAAAGAACUAUCCAGCAAGAGCUGCAUAUCAGGUUGCUGCAUUGCCAAGAGGUGCGAGAAUAGAGAUUGAAGCUGUUGCCAUUCUUGGGCCUAUCACAGAGAUAUCCUCAGCGUUGUAAGAAAAUACUGCUCCACGCAAUAUCCGUCACACCACUACACAUGCACAUUUUUUCUUCUUAUUUUUGUUUUCUUUAGCAAGUUCUAUGUUGUCCUCUAACCUUUGAAAUUCAUUUAUUGCAUAUUUCACUAGAGUGCCAAUACCAAUGAUUAGAUAUUCUGAAAUUGAUUUUUGUUCUGGGGGGAGUCCCCACUACGCAAUGUACGCAGCUUUUAAAAGCAACUGGAAACAGAACUUUUGAACUGAUUAUCUGCCUCUGUUGAAGCCUGGUACAAAGGUGAAAUAUCUAAGAAUCAAGUGUCAAAUGCACUCUUCCAGUCUCCUGAAGGAACUGCCCUUCUGCAAAUUAUGUCCUCUCCACAAAAUGGCAGCAGUUCUAGUGGAGAUGGACUAAGUGAGCAUUUAAUAUCUUUUAUUUUCUUUAAUAAUAAAGAUGUUUUAUAUUGCGGAA